This is a messenger RNA of Caenorhabditis remanei, 540 nucleotides long. RefSeq lists its product as uncharacterized. NCBI's taxonomy places the organism in Eukaryota, Metazoa, Nematoda, Chromadorea, Rhabditida, Rhabditidae. The record is from RefSeq and is a predicted model, not a curated record. The coding region runs from base 1 to 540 and encodes 179 amino acids. The transcript is spliced from 4 exons.
AUGCAUCUCUUCAUUGGACUUUUCUUCCUUAUCCUUGUGGAAAAUGGGUUCUCCGCUCCAAUAAUUGCCAAACGGGACACAUUCCCUGAAAAAGCCCAUCUGGUGAAGCAAACGAAUCGAAUACGUGCAGAAAUAGCUGAGAAAAAACAAAUAGCUAAUAUGCAAGAAGUGCACUGGGACACCGAUCUCGAGAAGAUAGCCGAAGGACUUCGAUGCGACAACUACAAGAAUCCAGGAGCAAACUACAUGAUACUCGCGUAUCCCGCUUUUUUUGGAAAUGCAACAGAGAAGAAGUAUGUUAUAGAAGCAAUGGUUAACUUGGACUAUCAUGUCAAUUCAAUUCCCGGACAAUCAAAAAUCGGAUGCUAUCUUCCCGAUAUAGUCUGCCCUAUCCCACAUACCAGAACUUCUAUCGUCUCGUUUUGUCUUGUCGGACCGAAAACCAGCAGAGAUGAUGGGGAUAUCAAGAAGGGAGCACCAGGAUCACAGUGUCCAAAUGGGAAGGCAGCUAAUGGAUUGUGCAAGGCAUAUUAUGUUUGA